Messenger RNA from Phragmites australis (common reed), 2106 nucleotides. RefSeq names its product mechanosensitive ion channel protein 1, mitochondrial-like. Lineage: Eukaryota; Viridiplantae; Streptophyta; Magnoliopsida; Poales; Poaceae. The transcript has 7 exons. Gene Ontology annotation, cellular component: membrane. The coding region runs from base 324 to 1889 and encodes 521 amino acids. The record is from RefSeq and is a predicted model, not a curated record. Gene Ontology annotation, biological process: transmembrane transport.
AUAUCUAAACCAUACCUUAGGGAUGUAAAAAGUGCAAUUUUCUCUUGUAUGCAAGGGGCAGCGGCGGCGUGCAAAUAGGUGGCCGAGAUCAUCGACUGGCUCGCCGCUAGAACAACGCUGCCGGCCCCUCCCUCUCCCUGCCGGAUCCCUCCACCACUGCUUUCACCACAGUACCGCUCGUCUCUCGGUCCAGUGGAGUGUAGAUCCAUCCGGAGUUGACUGCGGUUUCUUCCUUUGCUGGACAAGAAAUUCUCUUGGCUUCUUGGUUUGUUCAGAACUCUUUCUGUGGACUUCAUGUCAAGUUGGUAUUAAAGCAAUGCGCAAUGUCAGGAAUUGCAGCAAUUGUGCGUCGGUCAUGUCGUUCAACAGAUAGUCAGAGUCUAAUGGAGACAUAUGUUGGCCCAUGUGUAUCUUCUGGUGCUUUGGCUUGGUUCAGCAGCUGUGCUAAGGACUCAAGAAAACCUGACAUUUCUGUUGCUUACCAGAUUAAGGCAGUGGAUUGGUAUUCCGCAGUUAAUGAUGUGUCAAAGUUCAGCAGAAUGCCCCUUUCAUGUCAUGUGGACAGUAAUUGGUUGAUUACUUCGAAGUCCAGAUAUAGUGCAUUGCCAGGAUUUGCAGGUGUUUCAAACAUCCGCCGUGCAUACUCCUCAGACACUGGAGUAAAGCCAGAAGCUUUGCAGAGUACUGUCUCUAAUGAUCCUUCUGUAGAAAGCGGUGAUCGGAGUUCUUGGAUUGAGAUAUUAGAUAAUGCUCGCAAGUCUACUAUGGAUGCUACCACUGAUGCUGGCAAGAAAGCUAAGGAGCUGACUGAUGCAAUUACACCUCAUGUCCAGCAGUUGCUCGAUUCAAAUCCAAACCUUGAAAAGGUAGUUGUUCCACUUGGCGGGACACUAUUUGGUACAAUGAUGGCAUGGUUUGUCAUGCCUAUUAUUCUAAGAAGGCUUCACAAGUAUGCAUCACAAAGUCCUAUAUCAGCACUUUUGGGGAACUCAGCCAAGAAUGAUGUUCCAUAUCAAACUAGCCUCUGGAGUGCAUUAGAGGAUCCUGCAAAAUAUCUUAUCACAUUUAUGGCAUUUUCAGAGAUGGCUGCAGUUAUUGCACCAAGCGGAUCAACUUAUCUCCCACAGGCAUGGAGGGGUGCAUUUCUUCUCUCUUUUGUAUGGUUCCUUCAUCAGUGGAAAACCAACUUUAUUGCUAAAGCUAUGACCAAAUCAGAUGCCUCAAGUGUUGACCGUGACAAGAUAUCAGUAUUUGAUAAGGUUUCUUCAUUGGGACUGAUUGCCCUAGGAGUAAUGGGUGUUGCUGAAGCUUGUGGUGUAGCUGUUCAAUCAAUAUUAACUGUUGGUGGUGUGGGAGGUGUUGCUAUUGCUUUUGCUGCUAGAGAUGUCCUAGGUAACAUGCUCAGUGGGCUCUCCUUGCAGUUUUCUAAGCCAUUCUCAAUUGGAGACUACAUAAAGGCGGGUUCAAUAGAAGGCAAGGUGAAUGAAAUAGGACUCACGUCUACUUUAUUGACCAAUCCAGAAAAGCUUCCUGUCAUAGUACCCAACUCUCUGUUCUCCAGUCAGAUGAUAGUGAACAGAUCACGAGCUAUUGGGCGGGCUAGUGUGACAAAGAUUCCUAUAAGGAUUGAGGAUAUCGAGAAGGUUCCUUCUAUAUCAGAGGAGAUAAAGGUUAUGUUAAGGUCCAACCAAAAUAUUGUCUUGGAAGAUGAUCCUUUUUGCUACCUCUCAAGAUUGGAAAGUUCAUAUGGAGAGCUGACCAUCGGAUGCAACAUCAGAAACAUGAAAAAAGAUGAGUGGGUUUCUGCAGAACAAGAUAUUCUUUUGGGAGCUGCUAGGAUAAUCAAAUCGUAUGGCAUUGAACUGGGAAGCACCAUGCAGUGCUGUUAAUCCAUGCUUUUGAGACUUUUAAGUAGGGUAAGUAUUUCAAUAUUUAGCUCCUGUAACCUGUAGAUAAUACUAUCCACAACUGCUAUGCGCACUUUUCUUCUUUCAUUCCUGGGUUACAUUUUCCAUUUACCGUUUAUUGCCCAAAUGUGACACCAUUGCAUGUUAUUUACUUCUCACAUACUUUUACAAGCACUGUUGGAAAAAUUUUAUGUGACAU